UGUUUGUGUCCGUCUCUUUAUUUAGCCGAGGCCUCUUCCUGUUGGAGGUGCCAGGGCAGAGGUGCCCAGCGCAGCCACCUCUCUCCUCGGACAGAGGCACCCACGCGCACAUCUCCCGGACUGGGCAGGGCGCAGCGCGCCGGGCGAGUGAGUCAGGCGCUCCUUAGUGUAGCUGUUGGCAGCGGCUGCAUCCGCUGCCGCCGUCCCCACUUGACUUCUGGAGCUGGAGAGGUGGCGGCGAAGGCCAGCGAAAGGUUGCAGCUCUGCGAUUCCUCGGCGCCGAGAAAAAAAACCAAGCAGCAGACGCCGCGGAGGCGAUCGGCGCGGUCGCCUUGCGGUUGGGCGAGAAAAGGAAGCUUCUUUUUCGUCCUAUAGUAGGACGCGCCGUCGAGUUUAGCUUCUCGCUCUGCUGAGCGAGCGAGCGCCCGGCGACUUCCUGAGCAGCCCGAGCCAAGGCGGCGAGCGGCGAGGAACCAGACGGCGCUAGACCUCCGGAAAGGAGCGAGCGGGCUCCCGGAGGUUCCCUUUGAAGUGAGUCCUGGAGCACAACUGCUGGAAUCUCUGCAGGGCAGCCUAGCCCAUGUGCUCAGAGAAGGUAUUGCCUGGUACUUGUGAGGCAGGUAAAGCAAGUUUGUCUUGGGCGUGUUCCCACUUGACGGAGAUUGGCAGCUUCCAAAGAAAUCCGACAGCAUCCCAGCAGGAGAGCCUGGGUGUGGCUGUAGAGAUUGCUGUCUUGCUGCUGCCUGAUGCCAAGGACGUUGUAGUAUUCUCGAAGUGCUAGAGGAUACUAGGUCAUGCUCAGUGAAACUGGACCCUCUGGCCACCCAGUUCUCCCAGAAGUGCUGGAAAAGAUAACCUCACGACCACCUGCUGCGACUUCCACCCAACCAUGGAUAACCCAGAGGUUGAGUCCGACUUCCUCCGAAGUGUGCAUGCCCUCCUUCGCGAGCUUGAUGGCCACCACCCAGCCUUCCAGAGCGAGAGAGGGAUGCUGAGAUGGACUUUGCACAAGAAGAUUGACAGGAAUCCCAGUAAUGGAGCCCUCUUGAUCAAAAUUCUGGUGAAAGAACUGGAAAGGGCAGAAAGAUGCAACUAUCGGCAGUACAUCAUCCCUUUGCUUCACACCCUGAUGUACACAUUGAUAAAGGCACCUUGCAUCCCUGAUGAUUUGUAUGAGAGAGUGUAUGAUUUCUGCAAGAAGUUACUCACUCUGCCCAAACCGUACUGCACCAUUGGCCUGGAUUAUGCUCGGCAGCUGAAACUGGAACGGACAAUACCAGGCGCAUUAUACCAAAGAAUGGUUUCUGCAGAGCAAAGUCUCAAGAACGACUCAUUCCCCUAUCAGGAAAAGGUUUUCAUGUUUGUAGAUCCAGAACUGCUGUCUGAAGCUGUAUGCCGGGCACUCAUUGAUGAGAUCAAGGCUGCUCAGAUGUCCCAGUGUAUGAAGUCCUGCAUGCUCUGUGUGAUAGAACGUGCCUUCCAAACAGUGCUGAAGGAACACGGCCACGUUAAGAAUGUGCACAGCAUUCUUCAGGCAAAGCCCUUAGAUGUGACUGAGCACUAUUUUCAGCAAGUGAUGGCAGCCAUUGAACAUGCAGGAAGAGAUAUGAGUGCAGAAUACAAUCAAUAUGUUGAAGAAUUGGGGAAAAUCUACAGCACAUUGAUGAGCACUACAGAGAAAGAUGUGGAGAAGACAGGAGUAGAAAGAAGUUCAGGGAUCCCUUUACCCAACCCUAACAUCAGCUUCCACUUGUGGAGAGAUGAAGACCAGCUUUGGAAGGAGUUGGUGCUAUUCCUCCGUUCGCCAAGUCAAUCCUGUGAACAGGAUUCCCUGAGUCCAGAACUGGAUAUCUUUGAGUUUCAGGAUAUGGGGCCAGACUUUGACUGCUGUGAGCAGACACGUUUCUCUGUGCUCUCCAACGACAGCGGGAUUGAGCGAGACCUGCCCAAUCUGGGCGAUGAAAAUCAGUCUUCUUGCACUGCUGAGGCUGAGCACACUCGGCUCCAGAGGAAAGGUUGCAUGAAGAAGAAGGGGUCUCCUCUGGACAGCCUCGCUUUCCUACAGAGCGGCUCUAAUGGGCAAGGAGCAAAGCCUGCUGGGAAGCUGCAUCGGAAAUCUGGGGGUAGCGUCAUGGAGCCGGUGGCUCAGCUGAAACGGCUGCACACAGCUCGUGUCUUGGUACUGGGUGAUGACAGAAUUCUGGGGCGCCUAGCCCAGGCCUAUUACUCCCUGAGGAAGCGGGAGAGCAGACGUGCCUUUCUUACACCAAGGCUAAAAGUGCAAUUUUACUAUGUGCCUGUUGUGGAGGAACAACCCACAUCUUCCCCCACCGAGGAAGGUGCUCUGCCUGACCAGACAGAGCCUUGUGAGUUGGCUGCUUACCUUGGAAGAGCUGAUCCAUGGUACGAGAGCAACAUUAACACCCUCUGUCACAUGAUUCCGAAGCUGGCCACCAUGCCCUCUUCUCCAAGCAAAUCUACAGUCUCUGAGCUGUUCAUCCUUGACGUGAUUGCGUACUAUGUGCGUCUGGGCUUGCAGCCAGUCUUCUUCCAGGUGUAUGCAGUGAAGCUUUUCUUCAGUAAUACAGAUUUGGAGCCUGUUGAGGACAUUUUCUUGAUUGAACUGAGUCUAAUGCUUGAAGAAUUCAACCCUUCCAGAGACACUCUACCAACGAAAAAGAAGCUAGCAGUAGAAGUUCCUGGUGCAGAUCUUACACUCAUGUAUAAGAAGGUUUUGUUGAGCAACCGUGAGAAGGAGGAGACACUUUCACUGCGAUCCACAGGCCUGGUUAUUAAAGCCAUUCCCUCAAAUGAGACUGAAGAUCUGGUGUGCUUGAAUGUGAAUACUACUGAGGUCGUGAAAAUAUCCAACCUCUCAGGACGAUCAUAUUCUUUAGUGACAAACACUAUUCGAACACGGAGCAUCAAAAUCAGAAGCACAGAACAAAGGACCUUCACUGUGUGCCUAGACAAGGACUCUAGGAGACUCUACAAGAAUGUGACCAGUAUUGAAGUUUUCCCAUGCCUAGAACCCAGCUACUGCUUACAAAAGACAAGAACCAGAAGGUCUAGCCUUGAGGAAGAGGAAGAUGUGGGACUGGCCAAAUACUUACCUAAAUCUUUAUUGCUACCUAUCAACACUUUUGCAGGCAUUGUUCAGUGAAAAAGCUGAUAGCCACAGCUAUUUCAUCUUUUACUGCAUCUGAUUAGGGAAUAUCUAGUGAUUGUGUUCCUACUGUGAAGCAGUUCGCGGAAGAAAGGAAAAAGCAAGGAGAACAACAAGGAGAACAAGCAAGGAGACCAGAACAACAGCUCAGGUCUGCAGCUGGAGAUGAAUCCCAGCCCAGUACAGAGAAGCUGUGUCCUCCUAUAAUAGUCACAGAUAAAACUGUGGCAGGGGGCUUGUACAAAACAAAACAGAGUAUGAGAGUUUCAGACUUCAGUGCCAUGCUUUCCUUAUAUUCAUCUUCCAUUGGGCAAGGAGAAAAUAAUUUUAUUUCACCAGGACACAACAAAUGAAAUGGUGGUAAUUAAUGCUAAAUAUACUUUCCUUUGAACCCUAGUUGUGAUCACAGCUCUGCUUAGUCAGGUGUUGCUGGACUGUGGUAUAGAUAUGGUUAUUCUGUAGAACUACCACAGACAGGUAAGCAACUGUUCUGAAUUUAGGGAUUUGGAUUUAAUGAAACUGUAUGCAAUUUUCAUUGCUGUCGUUAGCAGAAUCUUGGGAUAAAGGGUGUCCAUGUUACCCAUCAAAGGAAUUGGGGGGGGGUAUUAGUGGCUUUAGAAACGUUUGAACAGGCACAUAUGUGGUGGUGACUGUGUGGAAUAGCACAAAAUAUGUACCAUAGGCAAGGCAAAAUGUUAUGCAGGCAGAGGUCAAGCAUUUUCCCAUGAGAACUGGGCUCCUGCUAUCUUGCAGAGUGCUUUAGCCAUGAAGUGAUGCAUGGGUAAUAAACCUCCAGCACUGGUGGCAUGGAGGAAGGACUUUGUGGUGGUGCUGUACAGGUGCACAAGAAGAUUAGUGGGCCUUAUUGUGGCAGAGUCAGGUCAACGCUACUUCCUGCCUUCAGUAUUUUUAUUUAUUUAUUAAUGAAAAUAUUUAUAUUUUGUCAUUUGGUCCCUCCCCAGUUCACAAUAAAAUUGCAGCUAAAUACAAUAUAAAUAGUAAAAUGGAAAUGGAGACCUAAAAAACCAGGUGUUAAAACAUGCAAAAGGAGGGGACACAAACUGAUAAACUUGCUGUACUCCAAGGUGUCAUGAAACUUGGCUUGCUGCUACAGUUUACUCUUUCACAUCAUGCUCUUCUAGAUCUUACACAGCAAGGCAUUUGGACUUUUCAGCAGGGGUGUUGCUAGGUUCUUUAAAAGUGUGGGGCAGAGGUCCAUAGAAACAAAUUUGCAUAGCAGAUUUAUACGUAUAAGCACAGAUUUAUGAUAUAAAUAUCACAGAAGGCAAGCCAAUUCAUUUCCCUUCCAAAUCAUCCAGAUAAAUUCUUCAGUUAAUUUGCACCCCACCCCCAGAUCACCCCAAAUUAGCUCCUCUUCCUUUCAUUUACCCCCCAAUUAAUCUCUCAACAGAUCUUGUAGAAAUCAUGUCAGAUCCCCUUCACUUACCCUCAUUUAUUACUCCCAUGCCCUGAGCAAGAUUAAGAAGUCCUAAACCUCUAUUCAAAAUAAAAGCUAAACGGUAAAAUAAAAUUUUAUUUUCUGAAAUGACACAAAGUAUGUCAUGUGCAGCACAAGACAGGACCUUUGCAUUGUUUUGAUUUACAUUAUUGGGACGCCCCCUGGUGUAGGUGGGGAUAAGUAAUAAAAAGAACACACAGUGUAAUUUUGCUUGAAUUCAUUACCCACCCAGAAACUCAGAGCACAUAGGACAAGAUUUGGGGUCUAUGCUCUGUGAGUUCACCUCUAGCAGCGCCCCUGAUUCUUUGCCUAAACAACAGUAUGUUUCUACUUCAGUUGCUUCAUGUCUGAAUGUAAGACUUUUAAAGUAAUUGAUAAACAAUGCUGUAAGGUUUAUUGCAAGGGGAGAAGGCACUAAAAGUAGACAUAUGCUAGAAUGUGGAAAGAAGGAUAAAUUUCCUAGAGGGGAAAAUAAUAAAAAUGUAGGUCAAAUAGCAGCUGAUGGAACCACAUGUAGCAAUGAUACUCCCGUGAGUUGUUAAGGACAGUGACUUUAAACAAGCAAGAAAAGAUUUAAAAAUGUUUGCAGUCUUAAGCAUUUUUUUAAUUGGUUCUCUUAAGUAUGGUGCUGUGGCUACAUGUUUACAAACCAGAAGGUUACAUGAUGGAUUGCUUUGAAUUUUGUAAUGGAGAUAUCUGUAUUAACUAAGAAUGUAUAUUAUGUAAAUUAAUUAUAAAUUAUUUGUACAGAUGUAAUACACUUUGUAUAUUCAAAAGUGGAAUCCUUUAAUUUCAUUAAAUAACUUCCAAGGA
This is a messenger RNA of Podarcis muralis (Common wall lizard), 5438 nucleotides long. RefSeq names its product phosphoinositide-3-kinase regulatory subunit 6 (gene PIK3R6). Gene Ontology annotation, biological process: positive regulation of MAP kinase activity; G protein-coupled receptor signaling pathway. NCBI's taxonomy places the organism in Eukaryota, Metazoa, Chordata, Lepidosauria, Squamata, Lacertidae. Gene Ontology annotation, cellular component: phosphatidylinositol 3-kinase complex, class IB. The record is from RefSeq and is a predicted model, not a curated record. Gene Ontology annotation, molecular function: 1-phosphatidylinositol-3-kinase regulator activity.